This is a messenger RNA of Artibeus jamaicensis (Jamaican fruit-eating bat), 1700 nucleotides long. Its product is annotated as sodium-dependent phosphate transport protein 3-like. NCBI's taxonomy places the organism in Eukaryota, Metazoa, Chordata, Mammalia, Chiroptera, Phyllostomidae. Gene Ontology annotation, molecular function: transmembrane transporter activity. The coding region runs from base 174 to 1610 and encodes 478 amino acids. The transcript is spliced from 12 exons. Gene Ontology annotation, biological process: monoatomic anion transport; transmembrane transport. The record is from RefSeq and is a predicted model, not a curated record.
GACGCAGAGCGCUCUGAAAGGGGACAAGGGACAGAAACCACUUCGAGGCGGUCUUAGAGCGAGCGCUCAGAGACGGGCUUCAUGGUGCAGAUCAAAGCCUGUCGUGGUGAAAGAGAUUCGGGGCCGAGGCGGCCUCUGCCUUGAAGUGCAGUGACACUGCCCAGAGGAGUCACAUGGACAGGAAGCCGUCCCCCCGGAAAGGCCCGCAUCUCUGCUCCUUGCGCUGCGGACUGGCCGUGGUCAUGCACCUGUCGAACCUCGCCAUGAUCACGCAGCGGGUGAGUCUGAGCAUCGCGGUCAUCGCCAUGGUCAACGGCACACAGCAGCCUGCUGCAGCCAACGCCUCCACAGACAGGCCUCACGCUGAAGCGCUCCAGGACCCCGGGGGGCCCCUCCAGGAGCUCGGCGCUGGGAGCUCUGUGUACGCAUGGAGCCCUGAGACCCAGGGCAUUAUCUUCAGCUCCAUCAGCUACGGGCUCAUCCUGACCCUGGUCCCGAGCGGAUACCUGGCAGGGAUAUUCGGAGCGAAGCGGAUGCUGGGAGCCGGGUUGCUCGUCUCCUCCCUGCUCACCCUCUUCACACCGUGGGCCGCCGACCUCGGAGUGACUUUGCUGGUUGUGGUGCGGACCAUCCAGGGCAUGGCCCAGGGAAUGGCAUGGACAGGUCAGUUUACCAUCUGGGCGAAAUGGGCCCCCCCACUGGAACGAAGCAGGCUCACCAGCAUCGCGGGGUCAGGGGCAGCGUGCGGGUCCUUCAUCAUCCUCUGUGUGGGGGGACUCAUCUCACAGGCCUUGGGCUGGCGUUUCAUCUUCUACAUCUUCGGUGGCAUCGGCUGUGUGUGCUGUCUCCUGUGGUUCACGGUGAUUUACGAUGACCCCGUGCGUCACCCGUGCAUAAGUGUCAGGGAAAGGGAUCACAUCGUGUCCUCGCUGGCUCAGCAGCCCACUUCCUGUCGACGGUCGGUCCCCAUAAAGGCCAUGGUCCGCUGCCUGCCGCUGUGGGCCAUUUUCUCAGGGUUUUUCAGCCACUUCUGGUUGUGCACCAUCAUCAUCACGUACCUGCCGACCUACAUCCAUUCCGUGCUGCACGUCAACAUCAGACAGAGCGGGGUCCUGUCCUCCCUGCCCUUUGUUGCUGCCUUGACGUGUACGAUUCUGGGGGGUCAGCUGGCCGAUUUCCUUCUGUCCAGGAAUCUUCUCAGACUGGUCACCGUGCGGAAACUCUUCUCAUCCCUGGGGCUGCUCCUCCCGUCGCUCUGUGCCGUGGCCCUGCCCUUCGUGGCUUCCAGUUACGUGACAACCAUUGUUUUGCUGAUACUUAUCCCUGGGACCAGCAACCUGUGUGACUCGGGCUUCAUCGUCAACAGCUUAGAUGUCGCCCCCAGGUACGCCAGCUUCCUCAUGGGCAUCUCGCGGGGAUUCGGGCUCGUCGCGGGGAUCAUCUCCUCCACCACCACCGGCUUCCUCAUCAGCCAGGAUUCGGUGUUGGGAUGGAGGAACGUCUUUUUCCUGUCCGCUGGCGUCAACAUGUUGGGCCUGCUUUUUUACCUCGAGUUCGGGCAGGCGGAAAUCCAGGACUGGGCCAAAGACAGGAGACUCACCCGCCUCUGAGGGCGCAGAGCAGCGAGCAGAGGCAGAACCGACCAUCAACAUUUCCCUGUUUUCUCACUCGUUUGCAUUCUUUCUCCGUGUUCUCUGCCA